Frankliniella occidentalis (western flower thrips) is the source of this 1933-nucleotide messenger RNA. RefSeq lists its product as uncharacterized. The record is from RefSeq and is a predicted model, not a curated record. Lineage: Eukaryota; Metazoa; Arthropoda; Insecta; Thysanoptera; Thripidae. The coding region runs from base 80 to 805 and encodes 241 amino acids. The transcript is spliced from 4 exons.
CACGCCGAGGGUUUGGCCAGUGGUGCGCCGACACUCCCCAUGGGCUCGUGGGCCAGGGCUUCAGCUAGGGCCAGCCGUCAUGAGGCGCACCGCCUGCCUGCUUCUCGCCAUGGGGCUCAUCGCUGCCGCGGGCGGCCUGCGCUGCUACGUGUGCAACUCUAAGGCAGACAGCCGGUGCGCGGAUCCCAUGCAAGUCGCGGAGGAAAGCGAGGACCAAAACGACGGCAAGCAGCAGCAGAGCGGUGGCGGCGGCGGCAGCAGCAACGGCGGUGGCAGCGGCGGGGGACGCUACGACGAGCAGCAGCAGGGGCUGCAGAUGGUGGACUGCAAGGUGGCGCACAGCGUGCGGCAGGCCAUGGACGCGGUCAACGGGCUGCUCUCCCGGCUGGGCCAGAGGGCGCCGGGCGGCGGCGACGUCUGGGCGGCCGUGCGCGCGUCCAACCAGCUCACCUCCCAGACGGGGUCCUCGGGGUCGGGCGGGCUGCUGGGCCCGCGGGGCCAGACGGAGCAGCGCGACCAGCGCGACCAGCGCGGGCACAACGAGCAGGAGUCCAACGCCGCGUGCCACAAGGUGGACAUGGAAGUGGACGGCGAGAUGGUGACGGACCGCGGGUGCGCCCCGGGACGCGUUUACGGCCAGGAGCCCUGCGACGCGCUCUCCGCCGCCCUGGGGGACACGGAGUUCUGCGAGCUCUGCGACGGCGACGGCUGCAACGCCGCCAGCCUGGCCAGAGCCUCGCUCAGCGUGGCGGCGGCCGUGUUCAUGCUCCACGGCCUGCUCCUGCGGCACGGCGCCCGCCCAUGAGGAGUAGUGGAGCCGACACGACGGGGCCGCCGCACCAUCCUGCAUGCCGCGCACUUUGUGACGAUGCGGCGGUGUUCCGCAAAAUGUCUCCACGUCCGCUUCAGCAUGACGCCGCCGCGCAGCUAGGCCACCCAACGUGCGGCGGCCACGCCCACGCGGGCGCGCGUACUCCAAGCUGUACCCGCGGCAGGGCGGGCGCCGCACCUCACCUCGUUAGAGGCCCGCGGUGCGCGUAAUUAGAGGACAUCCUCUAACGCCUUUUCUUUCUGCGACCGCUUUCCAACCUGAACGCGCACACACACGCACUCACAAACACACUCUCACACACACACGGACUCACACACACGCACUCGCUACACUAAAUAUUUUUUUUAAAGAUACGCACUGUUAUGGUAACCCGCGAUAAUAGGCCGGUUUGUGUGACGGCGUGCGAACUCGCAACCCUCGUAACCAAGCGAAAGGACGGUUGUACCGCCAAUAGCCGAGGCGAUAUAAGCAGGGGUUUCAGAGAGCAGACGACGCGCGUGCCGCAACGGUGGGACCUCUCGCUCGCACUCACGCUCGUCGCACUGGUUCCGUCUCUCUCGCUCCGGACCAGAGUGGCCCGCGGGCCGCGUCUCAGAGCUGAGACCUGUGCGAUAGGGCAGCGAUUCGCAGCCUCCCACGCCGAGACGCCCUGAAACCUUCGGUGAAAGUACAUCAUAUCAGCGCCUGGUGCGUAUAAGCCCGGGCCGGCUGGUCGUGCAACCCGACGCCGCCAGUGAGCGUCGCAUUACCCGAAAGCCUCCCCCGACAUGGGGGCGGGCUUGAGCCGGGCUUGAGCCGGCCUGGAGGUGCCAUGGCAUGACAAGAGGACAUAGCCCUGCACCGGCCCAUCCCCGCCCGCCCCGCCGCGCCCGCCGCGCCCCGCCCACACCGCCGCCGCUGCCCAGGACGAGAAGGCGGCCGUGGCGCGGAGUGGCGCCGAGGCGGACGGGACCCGCGCCGCUACAGGGGCGGCCUGCAGUGCCAGCCCAGCCGCCAGCCCAGCCAGCAGCCAGUCGUCCGCAGAACGCCCAGCUCAGCUCAACCGCCGUCACCAUGGACCGCACCGUGUUGCUCCUCCUCCAGGCCCUGUGCGCCGUGGCC